AUGAGCCAGAGAGGCUCUUUCGCAAAUUCCAUCCGCGCAAUCAAGCGCAGGCCCACGCCCGACGAGCUCGACGGCCGUGGGCGCCGUCCCAACGAGCCGUGGCACCUCAACACGCUGCAGACGCACCUGGUGGCGGCCUCGGGCGAGUUUGUCGGCACCUUUUUCUUUCUCUUCUUCGGCUAUGCCGGCCAUCUCAUGGUGAUUGACCAGGUCGCCGUGGACGCGGGGACCGCGGCCCCGGUCGCCACCCCGGGUAUCAUCCAGACCAUGUUUGUCGGCUACGCAUAUGGCUUCUCCCUCUUGGUGACCGUAUUGGCGUUUUAUCGGAUCAGUGGCGGCUUGUUCAAUCCUGCAGUGACUCUUGGUCUUUGCGCUGCCGGGGGACUUCCCUGGAUUCGGGCAGUCUUUCUGAUUCCCACGCAGCUCAUUGCAUCCAUGUGCGCUGGCGGAGUGGUCGAGGCCUUGUUUCCCGGCAGGAUCUCAGCUGUCAAUACGAAGCUCGGGCCGCAUGUAAACACGGCCCAGGGUCUCUUUGCCGAAAUGUUCUUCACGUCCUACCUGGUCUUUGUGAUUCUCAUGCUCGCCGUCGAAAAGUCUAGGGUUACUUUUGUGGCUCCUAUUGGUAUUGGACUCGCGCUUUUUGUUGCCGAGAUACCUGGCGUCUACUAUACUGGCGGCUCUCUCAAUCCUGCCCGCAGUUUCGGCUGUGCCGUCGCUGGUCGCUCGUUUCCCGGCUAUCAUUGGAUCUACUGGCUCGGCCCGGCCAUGGGCGGCCUGCUCGCGGCUGGAUACUAUCGUUUUGUCAAGAUGGCUCACUAUGAGGAGGCGAAUCCCGGCCAGGACGCGCCGGUUGCAGAUGAGCAGGCGUGA
Pestalotiopsis fici W106-1 is the source of this 870-nucleotide messenger RNA. RefSeq lists its product as uncharacterized. The transcript is spliced from 3 exons. Bases 1 to 870 code for a protein of 289 amino acids. NCBI's taxonomy places the organism in Eukaryota, Fungi, Ascomycota, Sordariomycetes, Amphisphaeriales, Sporocadaceae. Gene Ontology annotation, biological process: transmembrane transport. Gene Ontology annotation, molecular function: water channel activity. Gene Ontology annotation, cellular component: plasma membrane. The record is from RefSeq and is a predicted model, not a curated record.